This is a messenger RNA of Phycodurus eques (leafy seadragon), 7278 nucleotides long. It is a transcript of the gene adcy1a, whose product is annotated as adenylate cyclase 1a. Lineage: Eukaryota; Metazoa; Chordata; Actinopteri; Syngnathiformes; Syngnathidae. Gene Ontology annotation, biological process: intracellular signal transduction; adenylate cyclase-activating G protein-coupled receptor signaling pathway; cAMP biosynthetic process. Gene Ontology annotation, cellular component: plasma membrane. Gene Ontology annotation, molecular function: adenylate cyclase activity. The record is from RefSeq and is a predicted model, not a curated record.
ACACUUUCCACGGAGCCAUGAAGUAUAGGGGGAAGAGGGGUGGGGGGAGGCGAAUCCCGACCGUGGGUGUGCAAGCAGAAAGUUGAAGCGUUGUGCGCCAUAUACCCGCUUCGUGAAUGGCCCCAUUAUGGAGGAGAUGUCAUUCCAAAGAGUUAAGACCCGGCGGAGGAAGGGUCACUGCCCGGCCGGUGCGCCGCCGCUGGACGCCAUCGUGUGCGAGGACGAGUUCAAGAGCCAGGAGCUGGAGGCUCUCUUCCAGAACUACAACCUGAAGCUGGAGCAGACGGCCACCCUCAAGGCGCUGGCGGUGCUCAUUGUCGCCGCGUCAUCGCUGUCCCUCGUGGAGCUGCUCUCCAACCCUCGUCUGACGCUCUCCAAGGGCUCCAGCCCCGUGCACUGCGUGGUUUUCCUCUCGCUUUUCAUCGUCACUAAUGUCAAAUACCUGCAGGUGACGCAGCUGCAGCAAACGGCCAAGCUCGCCCUGCUCUUCAGCUUCACCUUCGCGCUGCUCUGCUGCCCAUUCCCGCUGGCCCUGGGCGCGUCGGAGCCGGCGGGCGCCCCCGCACCCGAGCAAGGCGUGUGGCAGCUCAUGCUGGUCACCCUGGUGGCUUACAUGCUGCUGCCAGUGCGGACUCUGCUGGCUGUGCUUUUCGGCGGCAUGCUCGCUACAUCCCACUUUAUUAUCAUCUCAACGUCGAUCCCCAGGAGGACACAGGAGCUGUGGAGACCGUUGGCAGCCAAUGCGGUGCUUUUCAGCAGUGUCAACCUGUUGGGGGUGUUUGUGAGAAUUCUCACUGAGCGCACACAGAGGAAAGUCUUCCUGCAGGCCCGCAACUGCAUCGAAGAGAGGCUCCGGCUUGAGGACGAGAACGAGAAACAGGAGCGCCUGCUAAUGAGUCUCCUACCCAGGAAUGUUGCCAUGGAGAUGAAGGAGGACUUUCUGAAGCCCCCCGAGAGGAUCUUUCACAAGAUCUACAUUCAACGUCAUGACAAUGUCAGCAUAUUGUUCGCAGAUAUUGUGGGUUUCACCAGCCUGGCUUCCCAGUGUACUGCGCAAGAAUUGGUCAAAUUGCUCAAUGAGCUCUUUGGGAAGUUUGAUGAACUUGCUACAGAGAAUCACUGCAGGAGAAUAAAGAUCCUGGGGGACUGUUAUUACUGUGUGUCAGGGUUGACCCAACCAAAGGCUGACCAUGCCCACUGCUGUGUAGAGAUGGGCCUUGACAUGAUUGACACCAUAGCGUCAGUGGUAGAGGCAACAGAGGUGGACUUGAAUAUGCGUGUUGGCCUACACACAGGACGGGUGCUGUGCGGCGUGCUGGGCCUCAGGAAAUGGCAGUAUGACGUCUGGUCAAAUGAUGUCACUUUAGCGAAUGUGAUGGAGGCUGGAGGACUGCCUGGAAAGGUUCACAUAACAAGGACCACCCUGGAGUGUUUGAAUGGUGACUACGAGGUGGAACCUGGCUUUGGCCACAAGAGACACGUCUUCCUUCAGAAACAUCACAUAGAGACGUUUUUCAUUGUGCCAUCACACAGACGGAAAAUCUUUCCUGGUUUAAUUUUGUCUGACAUCAAACCAGCCAAGAGGAUGAAGUUCAAGACUGUAUGCUACCUGCUUGUGCAACUAAUGCACUGCAGAAAGAUGUUCAAGGCGGAGAUCCCCUUCUCAAAUGUCAUGACCUGUGAGGAUGAUGACAAGCGGCGAGCCUUAAGGACUGCAUCUGAGAAGUUAAGGAAUCGGACAUCUUUCUCAGCAGCCACCAUCCAGCACUCACCAGGAACACGAGUCAAUCGCUACAUUGGACGCCUCAUCGAAGCUCGGCAGACUGAGUCAGGGACAUCAGAUCUCAAUUACAUUACCUUGUUCUUUAGGAACAGGGACAGGGAGCGCAGGUAUAACCAGAUGUGUGAUGAUCAUUUCAUCGGCGCAGUGGUCGUCUCUCUGAUCCUGGCUGCAUUUUUUGGCCUUAUCUAUCUGUUAAUGAUCCCACAGGGAAUGCUGGUACUGCUUUUGUUGGUGUUAUGUGUCUGUUUUCAUGUGGCCUGUGUCAUGUACCUGCAUAUUACGAGUGUUCAGUGCCAACCGGGCUGCCUCACCAUCCAGAUACGAACAGUUGUGUGUGUCUUCCUUGUUUUGCUCUCUUAUUCUGUUGCACAGGCCUGCAUGGUGGGAUUUAUUCCAUGGGGUCGGGUUAUAAUCAGAUCCAACAACUCUGUGCAGCAUUCUCCUGCAGACAUGUUUGGUGUAGAACCACCUAACAGCACAGCUGCAGAUAGAGCUGGUCCAAACAUGGCGUAUGCGCUGUUGUCCUGUUUAGCUGGUACACUCACCAUUGUUCCCUACCUCAGAGUGUCUUCACUCCCAAAGAUCCUCCUGCUUCUCCUUCUGUCUGUCACCUACACAGUCAUAAUGGAGACCAGUGGGUAUCGUCAAGCUGUCGGUGGUGGGUUUCUACACACUCAGGGAUAUGAUCCUGUGUUGGCUGUCUUGCUGUUCUCUGGAGCUCUUGCUCUCCACUCAAGACAGCUCGACCUAAAGCUGCGACUUGACUACCUGUGGGCAUCUCAGGCAGAAGAAGAGAGAGAUGACAUGGAGAAAGUGAAACUGGACAACAAGAGGAUCCUGUUCAACCUGUUGCCAGCACAUGUGGCUCAACACUUCCUCAUGUCGAACCCCAGAAACAUGGACUUGUACUAUCAGUCCUAUGCUCAGGUUGGAGUGCUCUUUGCUUCAAUUGCCAACUUCAAUGACUUCUACAUCGAGUUGGAUGGAAAUAACAUGGGCGUUGAGUGUCUGAGGCUGCUCAAUGAGAUCAUUGCUGACUUUGAUGAGCUGAUGGAUAAAGAGUGCUACCAGGAUAUUGAGAAAAUCAAGACUAUUGGCAGUACAUACAUGGCUGCGGUGGGGCUCGUUCCUACAGCUGGCUUAAAGGCAAAGAAUUCCAUCACUUCACAUCUAUGCACAGUAGCAGAUUUUGCUAUUGAGAUGUUUGACGUCCUGGAUGCAAUUAACUACCAGUCUUAUAAUGAUUUUGUCCUUAGAGUAGGAAUCAAUGUGGGUCCAGUGGUGGCAGGAGUCAUUGGGGCCAGAAGGCCUCAGUAUGAUAUCUGGGGAAACACAGUGAAUGUAGCAAGCCGAAUGGACAGUACUGGAGUACAAGGGAAAAUACAGGUGACAGAAGAUGUCUAUCGUGUCAUCGCAAACCACUAUAAAUUUGUUUGUCGGGGACAAGUCAGUGUAAAGGGCAAAGGCCAGAUGCUCACUUACUUCCUGGAAGAGCGGAGGCAAAGCUGCAGUCUAUCUCACCCCCUUCAGCAGCCCCGCAAUUCGGAGCAGCGCUUAAGCGCCUUCGGCCAAGGGAAUGUGUGCACCAGGUUGAGCCCAGCCCCUAUAGUGACCACCUAUGCUACAGUGAGGACCCCAAGCCCAUGCAUGGCAAAACCAACGACUUCCACCAGCACCACUAGGUACCUGCCAUCUGUCCCCACGGCACUCAUUUGAUAACCACUGUCUCCAUAGUGAUAGUUAAAAAAAUAGUAAAAAAAAGAAAAAAAAGAAAGAGAGAAAAACUGAUGGCAGAGCCAAGAAAGCACAAAGAAGCAGAGAAGGGUGUUGUCCCUCUCCUGUCGGUAGGGCACAGUGUGACUGAUUGAUAGCUGUCCAAUGGGUAGCCUGGAUUUAGCCCUCGACUGCAUCCAGGACUGAUCAUAUGUGUCCUCAACUGGACUCUCCCAACACAUCCGAGCCCUGUUUGUUGUUUGACGCCAAGGGCGUCAUGAACAGGAUACAGGAUGCUUUGGUCUCUCUGCUCUGUAGUCAAAAGCCAAGGAUGUGUCCAGGAUUUCAGAGCAAACUCCUAGCUGUAGCCACAACUAUAAUAAACAAAAUCAGCCAAACAACAUGCACAGUUAAUAGUGUAGCACGCAAGAGUCUUUGCAAGAAAUGAAAAAUUCCUUUAAUUACAUUAGCCGACCCCUUUUUUCACAGUAUCCAACCAAAUCAGUUUUAUUGCCUUAGUAACGAGUUUUUAGAAUGAGUUUACUGCUACUUUGUUGACUUUUAAAGAUGUUAUUGAUCUUACACAGCAGAUUAAUUUAUUACUGGGGCAUUGCUGACAAUGACAUAUGUAUUUAAAAGUAGAUGGAGCCAAAUGUGUAAUUAUGCUAUAAACUUGCCAAAAUGCAACAAGGCAUGGCCUUUAAUCAUUGUUGCGUCAGUGUACGCUUGAGGCCUCAUCAUCAUAAACCUCUGAUGGCAAGUGAGGUCGACUUAAUUUUUGGACGGAGCUGCUCAGAUAAGUGCAUGAACCCACUGCUGCAAUCCAGUCAUGUUGCCGUUUGUUUGCCUGUAAUGCUUGACUUCCAGAUUCUUCCUUGUCAAAGUGUAGCAAUAAAACAAUUUGUGUCCUAUCACAGCAUAAUAACCCUUGCAUGCUAUAGCCUGCUGGACCUUCAUUCGAUCUGAUACUUGAUUUAGCUAUUAGAAUGUGCAUAGUUAACCACGCAAAUCUGUAUAUCUGUGGAGUUGAAGCAUGACUUAGAAAGCCUAUGUUCUGCAUCAUGUGAGUGUAACUCAUUCCAAAUGGAAUUGUAACAAAAAGGAGAAAAAAAAUCUAUGUACCGUAUUUUCACGACCAUAAGCCGCACCGUAAUAAAAGCCGCAGUCUCAGUUACGGGGUCUAUUUCUGUAUUUAACACAUACAUAAGGCGCACCGUAUUAUUGGGCGGAAGCAUGGUAAAACAUAGGAUAGCUUAAAACAUACAGUACCAUGCAUGCACAUUAAAACAAUGUUUUUAAAAAGGCAGCGGGAGCAAAACUGAGUUCGGUUGUACUUUAUUGCAUCCACAAUCCAUUCACAAAUUGUUGCGUAACUCGCCCGGCGCUGCCUCCUAGCCUUAGUAAAGCUGUGUUCGCCAUCUGUCAUCCAUCACUCCCACGCCGCUCGCAACUUCACUUUGAACGCCCUGUUUACACCAAUGUCCAGCGGUUGGAGUUCCUUCGUCAAGCCUCCUGGAAUGACGGCAAGCUUCGAGUUAUCCCGGCUGUUCUUUGCUCAUUAAUCCAUUGCUCGAGUUGGUCGUCCAACUCGGGCCACCUCGCUUUGUUUCUGCGUUUUGUUUUUCAACUCAGCUUCGUCUUCUUGACUUGGCGAAGCUCGUUUUCCUGAAGCAGGAAUGGAUUAAUUGAUCUUGAAUUCUCUCGCGGUUGCUCGAUUCCCAUGUUCCUCCGGGUAUCUGAUAGCUUGCAGUUUUAACUGUGCUUCGUAAGCGUGUCUCGUCGUAGGUGCCAUUUUCGGGGGUCCUUAGCCAAACCGAUGCACAUACCGGAACUAAAUACCUACUGCGUGUCUUUUGCCUCCUCUGUCACGCACACACUUCCGCCUUUACGUCCGCAUGCUGUCCUCAGUCACGUCCGCCUUUCCUCUAUAUAAGCAGAGGAAACGACAGGAAAUGCUCCCAGUCAGUCAAGCGGACCGCUCAUCAAAGACACACAACAACAUUUACAGAUUUUGGAACUCGGUGCACACAUAAGGUGCGCCGCAUUAUAAGCCACCCCGUCCAUUUUGGAGAAAAUUUCAGACUUUUAAGUGCGCCUUAUGGUCGUGAAAAUACAGUAUUUAUUUAUUGAGUACUAUAUUUAUUGUUAAAAUAUUCUAAUAGUCUACUAUUUUUACAACCUAAAAUCUGCUUUCACAUGUCAACUAAAACUGCUGUUUAUGAGGAGUCACAAAAACCUGUAUGUAUUCGUCAUGAGUAAAAAUUCAGAUUAUUUUGUGGAAUAGCAUGCUACACAUUGUAACAAUUAACUCUCCUCCGAUGGAGCAUGUACUACUUGGAAGCCGCUGGCUAUCACAUGCAUGCAAUGAUGGAACCUGAACACAAUUCAAGCAGCAGACACAUUGGUUUUAUAUAAUAUGCACGUGCUAUACUGGUAGCAAUGCUCUUGAAUGUAAGGUGCUUUCUUGACCUGUGUCUUCAAAAGCUCGGUGUACAAACCUCUUGACAAUAUUUCAGGAUAGUUGGACAUUAACGGCCAUAUUCUCACGUUUGUGCAUGUCUUUUUUUUUUUUUUUUUUAAAUUACACGCCUGGGCCAUAAAGACAACUGACACACCGUGCGUAAGCGCCGAAUGUGUGCGCAAAUGCCAAUGAGGCAUGACUCAUUGAACUCUGAGGCUGGCUGUAAUUGCAGGAAGAUGGAGUUUAUAUGAGACUUGUGGAUGCCAUAGAAAUCCAUUUGGAAAAUAAUGGACACUUUAAAUUUGAAAUGACCUUCUGUAGCCUUCCGUUGCCUUUGAGAUGUGUGCGCCGCUCAUCUAACAGGCUACUUUAAAGGCCCAUGUUUUUCUUGAUUCUGUAUGAAGUACAUUGAAUACAAAUAAUGUAAUCAGAAUACUGUAUUUAUGACUGAACGCAUGUUUGGAGGUCAUUCAAUUAAAAAAGUGGAUGUACCUGCUGCUCUAUACAUCAGCAGUUUCCAAACCAGUGGCAUUGCUAGGCCUAUUUUAGGGGCGCUUCAGUUCAGUUGUUUAUGGCAGAGGUUUAUUGUCCUAGCAACCCCGAAACCGAUCUCCAGCCCCCCUACAAAAAUAUUGGUCUCCAGCUGCGUGCCUUUUAUGACGUCUCUGGCGCACACGGAAGAAUAUGACCAUUAAGUCUGGGGGUUCCUCUCACCUUCUCCUGCUAUUGUUGACGAUCAAUUGGUUUCAAAUGUGCACACCUAUUUUCAUAAACAUAUCAAACUUUUUGUGUUAAGCUGUAGCAAAAUGAAUGUGUGACUGGAGUAACUGUGCAUUUUCUUUGUUGAAUGCCUGAAUUUCUAUUCUUUCAGCUGUUACUGAGCAAUGUUUUUGUAUUGUCUCAAACAGGAAAAAAUGUUGGUACGGACACAUUACCUGAGUAAAAUGAUGUUGUACUACUUGUGGUAUUGAAAUUCUUUGACUGACUAUAUUAUAGCUCAAAUGCUUGCUUUAUGUUUCUAAAAAUGGAUAGAAAUGAUGACUUUUAUACAAUAAAUUAGAGUUGAUGGGGGUUGUUAUGUACAAUAUGUCCCUGUAAAUUGGUUAUUUUCAUACUUGAUGCAAUUGUAUGUAGGUAUUUCUCGCUAUUGUACAUUGUAGUUUUUUUUCAGAACUAUAUUAUUAUUUCUUCUUUUCUUUAAAAUGUAUUUAUUGAGAUGUUUUACGUGACUGGAAAGACAAUACAGUAUUUUGUACAAGUGUUUGCACUCAAAUGAUGUUGAGCUAUUGUUUAUUUGAAAAUAAAGCAAGAGGGGAUUGUG